AUAGAUCGUCCUGCAAGAAGGAGGGGACGUGGCCCUGCCAGUAAUGUUAAUAUUGAAAAACGAAGGCGGGAUGCUGGCAAACCACUUGAAUUGCAACUUGAUCCGGCGACAGACAAAGUGGUUGGUACUGAGCACCAAGCUUUUGUUCGUCAAUUGAGUACUGAAGUUACAUUACUAUUGCCGGGACAUUAUUUAGAUUUUAAAGAUGUUCCUCAGCAAUAUAAAGACCAGGUCGUUCAAAAGAUGAAGUAUUACUAUAAUAUCGAUGGGCAUCCAGAACCUGAAAGAGUUAUGGGAACUCUGUAUACGGAGAUGCGCAAAAGAUAUUCAGAGAGAAAGAAUAUUAGGCAUUCUCAUUUCCAAAAAUAUUAUUCUGGAAAUCCGAAUGAUUUGGAUAGUGCUCUCAAUGCUAUUCCUGACUUGUGCUCGAAGGAGAGCUGGAAAGAAAUCGUCGAUUUGUUUCUGAGCCCAAAGUUUGUAGCGCGAUCCACGCAGAACAAGAAAAAUAGAAAGGAAAUGAAGUAUUUGUCGACGCAAGGCUCUAAAUCAAUGGCAGCGAUCCGUAACGAAUAUGUAAGUAAAAUACUUAACUUUAUUUGAUAUUAUUAUAUUAUUAAUUAAACUAACACUAUUAUUUUGUAGGAUGAAC
This is a messenger RNA of Humulus lupulus (European hop), 649 nucleotides long. RefSeq lists its product as uncharacterized. The transcript has 2 exons. Lineage: Eukaryota; Viridiplantae; Streptophyta; Magnoliopsida; Rosales; Cannabaceae. Bases 244 to 600 code for a protein of 118 amino acids. The record is from RefSeq and is a predicted model, not a curated record.